AUGUCUAGGGCGAGUCUCUGGCCCUGGCCCUCCACCAACAACUGGCAAGCCUCCAUCUCCGCGGGCACAUACGCAUAUACACGCGCAUAUACAGAGACGCGCUCGGACAGGCGCGAGCAGCAAACGGACGAUAUCAUCAACAUGUCUGUCACAAUCUACACUUUACCCCUCCCUUCCUCCUCUUCCACCUCCACCUCCACCUCCACCUCCAGUCCUGACACCGGCGACGGUAACAACGGGAACGGUAGCGGUGGGAAUGGAGACGACGACGGCGGUCUACAACAGCGCGGAGCAAACUACUUCUUCGGGUUCCUCAUCACGUUCGUCGUGCUCCUCCUUGUGUUUGUAGCGUGUGGGAUUGGCUCGCGGAGGCGGUUGAUGGCGGGGCGCGCGCGUGGUGGUGCUGGUGGUGGGUUUGCUGGUGGUGGUGCGGGGAGUGCGGCGAUGUGGGGGCUGGAUGUUGGAGGUGGGGGUGCGAUUCCAGGGGCGUUUGGCGGUGCGCCUGCCUAUGCACCACCAGGUUCGUGGGGAGCGGGCAGGGGAGGCGCAGGGGGAGAGGGCGAUGUGCGCGGUGCGCCGCCGUGGGUUGCGCUUGGGAGCGAUGGGUACGGUGGGAUUCGGUAUAAGCUCCCGGAGCUGUAUGAGAAGCCGUUCGUGCGGGCGUAUGCGGCCCCGCCCCACGCGGACGCGGAUGCGGAGGAGGUGGGGGUGUGGAGGUAUACGAUGCCGUUAUCCGUGGCACUAUGCCGACGGCCGCCUUCAGCUGCCAAAGAACCUCCAGACAGAGAUAGCGAUAGGGACAGUCACGAUACGAAUACCGCUGACUCUGACUUACCACCAACAACAACAACACUUCUCGAUGGCGAAGUCGAGGGUGGUAAUACAGCGCCUGUGCUAGCCCAAUUGCAAGUUCCAGUCGACCCGCAGGCCCAAGAACAAGGUCCGCUGCCGAUGAGACGUGUAUCGCUGAUGCAGCGCACGAGCCAGAGCCAGAGCCAGGAUCCUGCUGUGCGGCCGCUGGAGAUGCGGGAGGUGCAGACGGAGCGUGGUGCGCUUGACCAUUCAUCAGCGGUAGCGGCAGCACAAGCAGCACAAGUAACACAGGAAGAGGCCGCCACCGAUGCAGCAGCAGCAGCAGCCGGAGCACCUUCCCCGCGCGCGCCGCCGCGCUUUGGCGGGCACUCGCUGUCGUCGUGGUUGCGGCCGCAUCCUACACUUCCCGUCCCCGUCCCAUCUCCCUCCACCUCAUCCCCACCUCAAACCCAAACCCAAAAUUCACACCAAAACCAAAACCAAAACCAAAAUCAAACACACCGCACCCGACGCACACAGCACACCCUAUUCGGGAUCCCCCUUUCCCCGCACCCCCUCCACCUCCAUCACCGCGACCGACACCGCGACCGACAUCGCCAACCGAAUGCAGCAGCUGCGAUGGCAUUAGCUAUGGCUGCUGAGGAGGAGGGGAGGAGGAUGGCGGGGCCGCCGGAGGCGCUGCAUGUUGCUGUUGUGAUUGCGAUGCCGGAUGUGCGGAGGUCUGUUUAUUAUUGUUCGGCGCCGUCGUCGUCGUCUGCAUCGGCGGCGGCAGCGGCGGCGGAGGAGGCAUUGCGUGCUUCGGAGGAGGGUGGGUCUGAGACGAGCUCGAGCUCGAGCUCGGGGAGUUCAGGUGGGAUGCCGAUGACUCCCGUUGGUGUGGAUCUGGGAGUUGGUGUUCCUGUACCAGUGGAAGUAGGGAUUGAACGUGUGCCGGAAGCUGCGUUCGUCAUUGGCGACGCUGAAGUUGAAGAUGGAGAUGAGAAGGAGAAGGAGAAGGAGGCGGGAGCGGUUACGAUGAUUGAGUAUGCUGAUGUUGAUGUUAACGGUGAUGUGGCGGCUGCGGCUGCGGCAGCUGUUCGACGGCGGCGGGAGCAAGAGGUACUUCUCCAGCAGCAGCAGAGAGAGAGGGAGAGGGAGGCUAGGAUACCGGAGUAUCAGAUUGGAGUCGCGACUGUGCCGUGGCGGACGGAGGUGUUCGUUCGUACUUGA
Molecule: messenger RNA, 2022 nt
Organism: Psilocybe cubensis
Lineage: Eukaryota; Fungi; Basidiomycota; Agaricomycetes; Agaricales; Agrocybaceae
Exons: 2
Coding region: 1-2022 (673 amino acids)
Source: RefSeq, a predicted model, not a curated record